Messenger RNA from Trichoderma harzianum CBS 226.95, 935 nucleotides. RefSeq lists its product as hypothetical. Lineage: Eukaryota; Fungi; Ascomycota; Sordariomycetes; Hypocreales; Hypocreaceae. The record is from RefSeq and is a predicted model, not a curated record. Bases 429 to 839 code for a protein of 136 amino acids. The transcript has 2 exons.
GCUUUGCAACUGCCCGUAUGGUUGUCAAGAUUUGGGAUGAGUAUUCCCAUAUUAUCGAUAGAUUGGUGGAAGUUUAUCGGAUUUUGUCGGGAUAGUUUACAGAUUCAACUGUGAACCAGAGGUCCCUGAUAUCAUGUCGGCCCUGCUUGACCCACUGAAAGGGGGGGAACCAAGUCAAGAGGAGACAGAUUCAUUGAUUGGCGACGCCCAGCCCAUAAUGGGUGCAGGGAGCCACACAACGGCUGCAAGCCUGGCUUCCAUCUUGUACAGUCUAGCGCAUCCCGAAGACAUCUCAACGAGGCAUCGUUACAAGGCAGACAGUGCAAAAGUGCUCGUGUACUUUGCGUCUCAUAGAUGACUUACUCCUCCCAAGUGCAUGCUGCGGACACAUCACGGACAAGCUUCCAGGAACAUGAACGCCACCAACCAUGACUACCUCCGGAGGUGUGAGGCGGUAUAUCAUACUUACUCUUGUAGCUACAGUUGAAGCGGUCUAUUCAAAAGCAGACUCGUUUGUUCUAGAACGCUCAUACCAAUUUCCGGACAUGACCAAAGACCAGGAUACGCUUGCCCCGUCCUCAACAGAUCAGCCACACCUCUGGUCGCUCCAAAGUAUGACGUGCCGGUUAACCGUUUCUUCUGUCAGCCUGUAUAGUUGUAUCGGGAAGCGCCGGGUCUUUAUAGACAUCUGGCAGAUGAUUGCAUGGCUCGUUUGGACGUUGGAUAUUGCUUUUGCUCCAGGGGAGGACGGGCUGAGUUUUGAAGGGGAUGCUACUGAUGCUUUUAUGAUGACUUAUGGUGAGCUGAGAUCACCUUUCAAUCUCAAAGAGAUCAUCUAGAGACUAUGUGAUGGUAAUGGCAAUGGUAAUGAUGUUCAAGCGAUGGAGUGGCAGGUCAGCGUAUAAGUUGGCGGGCCAAUAUCCCGUAUCCCUUCG